AGCGCACGCAUAAAGCGAUUUUAGAUUUUACACUGUGCGUAACUAAGUAGCAAUUUUCUUACGGAUCUCUUAGUUUUUGAAAAUAAAAUAUAUCUAAUAGCGUUUCUCGAUAAAUGGUCUAUCUAACACUGAAAGAAUUAUUCAAAUCGGACUAGUAGUUCGUGAGAUUAGCGCGUUCAAACAAACAUACAAAAACUCUGCAGCUUUAUAAUAUGAGUAUAGAUUUAAGUUAUAAUUAAAUGAUCCUACUAAUAAUGACCACUUAGAGUAAUAUUCAUAUUCAGCUUCUAAUAGAAUUGACGCCUCUUUGGAGAUUAUUUAGACUAGCGACUCGAAUGCAUAAGAGCUGGCAACACCUUUAACAGUUUAAUUUUUGUAAGAUUAGAAUAAUAUGACUUUAGUUUUUUUUUUAAUUAAUGCUAUGGCUUCAAUCGCACUGGAAUCGUAAAAUAUUUUUCCAAUGUCAACGUUUUUAUUUGUUGGACGAAUUAUAAUCUCGAGUAUUGUAAGGAGGAAACACGGAGUUUGUCGAAUGGAAUAAGGGAAUUAAUUUACUUUCAACAAGACGACGUGUGCAGACUUUGCUGGAGUAGGAACGCUUUCACACAAGUUAUAGAAAUAUCUCCGAAUAUGUCGUGUGGGAAUGAGAAUUAUUUUCAAAAAAUAACAGAAUGCUUGGAUAUAGAUCUAACAAAAUAUGAUCAUCCUAACAAAGCAUGCGACAGUUGCUUGGAUCAAAUUAACAAAUUUCAUGACUUUAAAAAAUUUUGCCAAGAAACAGAUAGGAGGUUGAGAGAAAUUUUUGAAAAUCAACACAACAUCAUCAAAAAAGUCGGAAGACAAAGCACUAUAGUGGAGAUCUUUGAUUGUUUACAAACCGACAGCGAAAAUGAAAAAAAAGAAAUUAAAAAGUCUUGGCGUUACAAACCGAAGCGAACACCUACGUAUUGCAAUAUAUGUAGAAUAGAUUUUAAAACUUUAGAAAAAUUCAGCGAACACAGUUCUCAAGAGCACGGCAUCGAAAGUGGGCUGUACAAAUGUUUUGGUUGCGAGAAGAGGUUCAAAAAUCGAAAAACGAGACUUGGCCAUGAGCUGAAAAUUUGUAAAAAUCUUAAAAAUGGGUAUAGAUGUGGCAUUUGUAAUAGAUAUCUCCCGAGACGAGGCUUGUACGAGACACAUAUGAGAGACCACAGAGGGAAUGUACCAAUGAAGCUUCCGAAUGACCUAUUCAAGUGCAGAAAGUGUGACAAAGUGUUUGACACAAACGACAAUCUCUCGAGACAUGUCUCCGAACAUGACUUGAAUGAGGACAAUUAUAUAUGUGAGAAAUGUGGUCGCGUAUUCACAAGGAAGGACUACCUGCACAAGCACAAACUAACGCACACAGGCGAAAAACAGCACACAUGUCCGCACUGCGACUUCCGGACUAUACAGAGGUCGUCGCUGAUUGUUCAUAUAAGGAAGCACACCGGCGAACGACCCUACAAAUGUAGCGUGUGUCCGCAACGGUGCAUCUCCAGUUCAAACCUGAGAGCACAUCAGCAAAGACACUUGGGUCUCAAAGUCCAUGAGUGUACAAUCUGCAAUAAAAAAUUCGGUUAUAAAAUAAGUUUAAAAGAGCACAUGUCGACGCAUGCUCCGUCGAGUUACUCUUGCGAUCAGUGCAGCUCGACUUACUCGAGACUGAGAGGGUUAAGGCGACAUGUGCUGACGAAACAUGGAACCAGAAAGGAGGGAAUAUGAUAGCACCUUGCGUUCAGUGGUUUACAGCUAAAGAAGUGAUAUCCCCGAUGAUAUUUUAAGUUUAUGGUGUGAUAUAUAGUUAGUGAUUAGAUGGAUUGUGUGAUUAUUCUAGCCCUGUACUUUGGUACAGUGUAAGUAUGUAAUAUAUAUAUAUAUAUAUUGUAUUAUAUAUAUAUAUAUAUAUUGUAUUAAAUGGGACUACAACGGAGGGUCUUAAUUACAGCACAGCAGGUAAUUUUGUUGGAUUAUUAUUAUACUUAAUUAAGAAUUAGGUUUGGACUUGGGUAUUGUUUGGUAAUAUUUGUAGAAAAUAUGAAACCAAUAAACUGUAGCUUCGUUGUCGAAGUUUACAAUCAGAAAUAAAGUAACAAGGUGCUUAAGAGACACCCAU
This is a messenger RNA of Danaus plexippus (monarch butterfly), 2134 nucleotides long. RefSeq names its product zinc finger protein 239-like. The transcript is spliced from 5 exons. The record is from RefSeq and is a predicted model, not a curated record. Gene Ontology annotation, cellular component: nucleus. Gene Ontology annotation, molecular function: DNA-binding transcription factor activity; zinc ion binding; RNA polymerase II cis-regulatory region sequence-specific DNA binding. Lineage: Eukaryota; Metazoa; Arthropoda; Insecta; Lepidoptera; Nymphalidae. Gene Ontology annotation, biological process: regulation of transcription by RNA polymerase II. Bases 631 to 1743 code for a protein of 370 amino acids.